AUGGGUAGCCUAUUCCUGGAGCAAAUAAAAAAACAGACAACAAAUUUCCUACAAGAAAAGUACAAAUCUGCUAGGAUGACAUUUACUGAUGUUACUGAAACUGAAUUGCUGGCAGAGGAAGCAACAAAUAAGGAUGAUUGCAGUCCUGAUGCCAAAACUAUGACCAGAAUUGCCGAGGCAUCAUUUGACAUAGAUGAGUAUUGGAGAAUUGUUGAUAUUCUUCAUCAUAGGUAUGCUUCUUCAUUGACACCCUUUUUUGUAUAUCUGUUGUAUAACGUGGAUUGGGAGCAGUGGAGGCAAGCAUACAAAACAAUGGUUCUUCUGGAAUUCUUGCUCACCCAUGGCCCUCAAGAGUUUGCUCCUGAAUUUCAAUGUGAUGUGGAAAUUAUUGAAGAUCUAGGAGGAUUUACUCAUAUUGAUGAAAAAGGUAAACCGAAAACAUGGGGGCUAAUAGAUUUCCAUUUUUUAAGUAUACCUAUGGCAAUCAACAGGUUCAAUUGGGGAUCCAGAAUGCAAAAACUAUCAGACGAAAUAGUGAAGCUUUUACAGAAUGCAGAAGCUCUGACAGAAGCACGUUUGAAGGCUCUGAAAAUAACAAACGGAAUACAAGGGUUUGGAAGUUCAGUGAAGUGUCCAUCUCCAACAUCGUCGUCCUCCGCAGGGUCUUCAUCGUUUUAUUCAUUUUUCACCACAAGCACCCCUGAUAACAUGUUUCACUCUAAUGAUGAGUUAAAUAAACAGAAAUCAGGGUCCAUAGGAAAUAACAGCAAUAUUAAUAUAAUGCUACCACCAAGGAACUUGAAGCAUGUGACCCAAAAUCACCUUUGGAAAGGUUUUGCAGGUGAAGAGAAGAAUAUUUUGAUUGAUUCUACGGAAGAUGAAUAUGUGGAAAAACCAAAAGGGUUUGUGGGUGAAAUUUUCGAAAAGAUCUCUGCUGUUAGUCCCGUCAAAGGAGAAAAACGUGGAAAGGUUGAAUUUAGAUGCCUAUCUGAUGUUGGCAAAAAGGUCACCCAACAGAAAUUUGAUCGUCAAUACUCAUUUUGGUUUUGA
Molecule: messenger RNA, 1050 nt
Organism: Vigna umbellata (rice bean)
Lineage: Eukaryota; Viridiplantae; Streptophyta; Magnoliopsida; Fabales; Fabaceae
Source: RefSeq, a predicted model, not a curated record